Messenger RNA from Suhomyces tanzawaensis NRRL Y-17324, 495 nucleotides. RefSeq lists its product as uncharacterized. Gene Ontology annotation, cellular component: methionyl glutamyl tRNA synthetase complex. The record is from RefSeq and is a predicted model, not a curated record. The annotation marks the transcript as partial. Gene Ontology annotation, molecular function: tRNA binding. The transcript has a single exon. Lineage: Eukaryota; Fungi; Ascomycota; Pichiomycetes; Serinales; Debaryomycetaceae.
AACCCAACCGCAUUGAACCUUCGUGUCGGUAAGAUUAUCCUGUGUGAGAAGCACGCCGAUGCAGACAAGCUCUACGUGUCGCAGAUCCAAGUCAAGGACGAGCAGGAGCUCGUCCAGGUAUGUUCGGGGUUGGUGAACCACAUCCCCAUCGAGCAGAUGGUAGACCGUCGCGUGGUGGUGUUGACCAACUUGAAGCCAUCCAAAAUGAGAGGGGUCAAGUCCGAAGCCAUGCUUCUCGCCUCGGAAAUCGACGGCCAGGUGGACUUGAUUGAACCUCCUCAGAAGGCAGUGUUGGGUGGCAGAUUGCAGUUCGAGACCUUCUUGUCGGAAGUGGAGCCUUCCAGACUCAAGCCUAACGUGUGGGAAGACAUCCAGAAACACCUUCGCACCACUUCCCUGGGCGAGGCUGCCUACGUCAAGGACGGAAAGGAAUACAUCUUGAAGUACGGGCCUGGCGCCUCCACUUCGCUGCUUAAGAACGCUCCUAUCAGGUAG